AUAUUAAAAUUUAUGUUUUGUGUUUUAAAUUCACUACAAAUGAAUAUUUCAUUGUGACUGAUUGAAGUGAUUGAGACAGAAAAAUCACAUUAGGUUUACUGCAGAAACAGAAGACUGUAGACAUUCUGUAUACUGAACACAUACGUUCGACUGCACUGUUUGUGUUAAUGCUGAAUUUGUUUGUCUGUCCUUCAGAAUUGGAUCAUCCAUGGAGGAAAAUGCCUUGGGGAGAAAAGGACAAAAUUGAACGUAAACUGAGGACAUUCAGGCUCAAGGGAACAAGUGCUCGGUUCAUCAGGAUUCUGGUUGUUGGUGAAGUCGGAGCAGGAAAGUCCAGUUUUAUAAACUCAGUCAAUAAUGUUUUCCAAGGACGAAUCACCUCUGGGGCUCUUGUUGACAUGACAGGAAGUACCAGUUUCACAAAGAAUUACAAAACUCAUUAUAUUAAAGCAGAGGAUGGCUCCAAUUUGCCUUUUGUCUUUAAUGAUAUCAUGGGACUUGAGGACAGAGAGUCUGGUGCAAGUGCACAAGACAUCAUCAGAGCCAUAGACGGUUUACUUGAGGAAGGACACAAUUUUGAUGCACAUGUGAGGGACGUUAACUACAGAAGCAACCCCAGUGUCGAGGAACAAACCACAUGCCUGGUCAACAUUGUUGCUGCAGACAAAAUAUCAAUGAUGAAGGAUGGGGUCAUUGAUAAGCUGAAAAAAAUCCGUCAGGCCGCUACUGAACUGAAUAUGCCUCAAGUAAUCAUCAUGACAAGACCAGAUUUAGCAUGUCCACUGGUUCAACAGGACUUAAGGAAGAUCUACACCAGCAAGAAGAUCAAGGAGAAGUCUAGUCUUCACCCCUUCAUAUGUGGUCUGGGAAGCUAAUGUCCUGUAAUAAAACCUGGAUUUAAUUUCCUGCUCAGAACUGCACACAUCUGACAUCUGACACUUCAGUAAACUCCACCAUGCAUGCAGGUCCAUAGUUUAAUCUCAGGUCUGAUUCCUCAGUAUUAGUGCCUCCCUAAGUGCACAUACCUCAACUAUGACUAUGUCCAUGUCUGGCAUAAUUAGUGAAAAACUGAACGUCUAUCUUACUCUGUUCACUCUUACAUUAUCAAUC
Messenger RNA from Tachysurus fulvidraco (yellow catfish), 1110 nucleotides. Its product is annotated as interferon-induced protein 44-like. Bases 168 to 875 code for a protein of 235 amino acids. NCBI's taxonomy places the organism in Eukaryota, Metazoa, Chordata, Actinopteri, Siluriformes, Bagridae. The record is from RefSeq and is a predicted model, not a curated record. The transcript is spliced from 6 exons.